Arthroderma uncinatum is the source of this 5538-nucleotide messenger RNA. RefSeq names its product vacuolar membrane-associated protein. Lineage: Eukaryota; Fungi; Ascomycota; Eurotiomycetes; Onygenales; Arthrodermataceae. Gene Ontology annotation, biological process: intracellular signal transduction; positive regulation of autophagy; negative regulation of TORC1 signaling. The record is from RefSeq and is a predicted model, not a curated record. Gene Ontology annotation, cellular component: GATOR1 complex. The transcript has a single exon. Gene Ontology annotation, molecular function: GTPase activator activity. The coding region runs from base 1 to 5538 and encodes 1845 amino acids.
AUGCAUUCGAGAGAUCUCAAGCAGAGCAAUGCCGAGACGGGCUCGAUUCGGUCUGCGUCUGGCUCUGCGCAUGAUCCAAAGCCAAAGUCUGCCGGUGCUGCUAGCUCCCAGGCAAGCUCCAACUGUCGAGCUUGUCUGCUCUCCGUUCACGAUGAGAACUUCUCGCGGGAAGACGUUCUGUUCAAUCGGCAGGCCCUCGGUGACUGGGCGGUCAAAGUAGGGGAUCUCAUUGAGCUGUCGGCGUUUCAUGGCGAUCCGUCAGAUUCUCAGCAAGAGGUGGAACCGUCUGGCAGCAACGUCCAGCAGGAUGAGGCCGGCGGCAGCUCAUCACGAAGCCAGAGCGGUGGUGGACGGUAUAGUCCCUUGCCCGGCCAUCGAGACCGCAGUGAUAAGGCGGUGCCUGACUCUUCCCAGAGCAAGGGGAAUUUCCUUUUCAUCGUCAAGCAGAUGCAAUCAGAGAUCCUGGGCAGGCAUCCAAAUAUUCCUAUAUCAGUUUCAAAUCAGGUGGCCAACAGGUUCGGGUUCAAGAAACGGUCCCGGGUUAUUUUGACCGUGAAGCAGCGGUCCCAAUGCUCGGCAACUCAUGUCGAGCUGGUAUUUCGCGAUCAAUUCUUGCUACGCUCAGAUAUGUGGCGGCUGGCAAUGUCUGAACUUUUGGACCGGCCACUUUACAAGGGCCAAAAGAUAGUCUUCAUGAACAGUGUAAAAGCGACAGUCAAGUCUAUCUUUCAGGGUGGCCGAAAAGUAAUGGCCGGAUACUUCACCCCGCGUACUAUACCGAUCUUUAGAAGCGAGUCUGCAAGAUAUGUCCUCUUUAUUCAGAUGUCGAAAGAGAUGUGGGAUUUCAAUACCGAGGGGACCGGUGAUAUUCUCUUUAGUCGAGUGGUCGACGGCCUUUUACCGGAACUCUUCAAACGAUGGGCGAGCAUAGAAGCUCGCCACCUCGUUACCAUCGUACUCUUUACAAGGGUUCAAUAUGACCAUAGUUCUUCCAACGAGUUCAAACCCAUGAUACUCAACAGCAGCUCCCUAAAUCAAACCCCAACAGUCGAGACUGGGUCCAGUGUGCAGGAUUUUUAUCGUGUUGUCGUCAAUGACAUGCCGAGCGGCCGAUGGACUGCCAUCUUGGACGAGCUGAAAAGAGAAUUCAGGACAUUCCUGCGUGAUAUUUUGGUUCCGCCGCCCCACGACUCAAGAGAUCCUACGUCUGUUGAAGGUUCUCCGCCAGUCACUACAACCGGCAGUUCGCCUACCAUUGCGGGCCAUCUUACUUCGGCGAUCAAAGGCAACAUAUUGGAAGCUAUCAACAUUGCUUCAUCUUAUCUAGAUUUUGAGUACGUUGGUCGUGACCUGGUUAGGACGGGGACAUCGAUUGUUGUCAUCACUCCGGGCUCGGGCACGUUUGAAGUAGCGUUUGAUACUCUCGCCUUGACCUCAGAUGUUCUAGGUAGCCGUUCUAUCGGCAUUGACCUUAUUUGUCUGAGUCCCAUGCCGCUACACUCAGUUCCACUGUUCAAGUAUAAAAUCCCGACGCGGCGAUCAUCACGCGCAUCUAAUUCUACUUCGAAGAGUGGAGCAACUAAUUCUGAACCCUCCGAACUUGCAUCACCAACAUCUACUACGACCACUAUUGCCGCCUGGCCCCCUACCCCGAAACCACCCCAAUUGUCUGAAUCGCUGUCAGGGGCCAUUUAUUCAAGACCUGAUGUCGAAACCAACCUUGACCCAGAAGAAUGGGGGUAUGGAAUCCCUUACUGGAUUGAUAUAUCAUUUUGGGGUGCUCAUAACUACCAGGAUAAAAAAUGGAAGAAGGAUAACGUCACGCCACCGGCGUUUGGCACAGUUGCGCCACAGCCGAAAUUAUUCCAGCCCAAAGUCCGAAUGUACGAGAUACAAAUGAUGGGUGUAAUGGAGAGUGAGCAGUCAAAUAUAUCCAUACCUAAUCUUCACGUCGGACAUUCUGUCAUAGAUGACACGGCUGUACGCCCACGCAGCGCUGAACUUGGCGCUUUGAACUCUCCUUCGACAUUGGCUUCACAUAACUCGUCACACAAGCCUCAAACACGCGAUAGAGAACGGCCGGGGUCAUUUAUGUAUAGCUUCAAAGACUCUAAAAAGCUAAUGAUGUCUUCUCAAGAGAAGCGGCGCACAAAUAUAGCGGAAUGGAUGGAUUCGUACGACCAACUAGCAUUCCACGUACACUCUAAAAAGAGAGCUCCGAGGCCGCAACGCAAACCUAAAUCGACAGGCGUCUCUAACAUUUCUAACGCUUCCAGACGAGCAUCACAACAGCCAUCCCGCGCCUUAACAUAUGCAAGAGGCCCAGGCGCAGUUACUCCAACUCGCCCAAGCGCUGCAUCCCCCGUUUCUGGUUCUGGCACAAGCUUGAGCAAGGAGGUAUCAGCUCCUAUUGCCAAAAAGCCAAGCCAUAAUAAGUCCAAUCUCAAGGAUAUGUCCAAACCUCCAACCCCACGUAACACCCGUUCGAUUAGCUUUGCGUUACUUGGAUUUGGCCGUGCACCCCCAACUGCUACUGCGAGUACCGAGGUGAAAACGGAGUAUGCGAAGGCACUACCAACAGCAAGCGGAAAGACGCCAGAUGAAACUCCAUACGAUUUUCCCAAAGCAGAUGACGUUUCUCAAUCAUCCAGCACUUUCCUUCCCAUCGUAACAGAACAGCAAAAAAUAGACGAAUCUAGUGCUUCGGAAGUUAUUCCUUCGAGACCAAUAUCAAUAAGAACUGCAGUUAGUCAUGCUCCAGAAGAAGCUACUAUAGAUGCAGCAUCGUUGGAUGGUUCUUACACUGCUCCAGCAACGGAAGUGCGCCAUGAACAAGGGAGCCUGUUUGAAAGCCAUGCCGCUCAUGGCUCCAAACGAACUGGUCGUAGGCUAGAUAUGGCCAACAAGAGUACUCCGGCCUUGGGUAUCUUUGUUCCUUCUCCGGAGAAGGCGUUAGCCCCUUGGAUAAAACAUGUUAAGCCAUGGAAUCCUCCUAAACACCUUCCUACACGAGAGAGCUGGUUUGGACGAUGGCAUCACGUUUACCCACGGAAACCAACUACCUCAUCAGUCAAUUGGAAAAGUCUAAAAUCUCCUGCUGCGCUACCUUUAACUACCGAGGAGUUCCCAGCGGAAGAUGAGUUGGAAGCUAAUUAUUUGCAAACUCCGUACACGGUUUAUCAAGAUGAAGACUCGGAGGCGUCAGAAAGUCCCAAAACACGGGAUGCGCUUUUGCGAGAAAUGAUUGCGCUACGGUUGUCUCAUGGCUUUCAAAUAGUUCUCAGAAACCUACGAGAGAAUCUUACCUUUGGAGAUACUAUUUUUGACCUUAGUGCUCUGGCGAAAAACAAUGUGACUAUAUACAUGUCGAUGGGUGGAAUCAUUCAUCGUUUAGUAUGUGUUGGUGGAGGCGAAAUUGAAGUUACCCAGUUCACGCGCAAACCUCUCAAUGGCUAUUUGCAGGAUUCAAAGGACUUGGAAAUCACGUAUUGCCCUGCCGUCAAAACGAUUUUAGGAACACAGUAUCGGAAAAAUUGCAUCCGCCUCGCAUUAUCUCAACUCGAAUAUAAUUGGAAUUUUGCAGAUUCGUUUCUUGCAGGUCAUCGAGAUCACCUGGCUGAUUCUUCACGCCAACUUAAACACUGGCGUACUCGCUUUGUUUUAAUUCCUGUUCAUAUUUCAACGAACUCUCGACGCCCAAACUCAUCCUUAAAUGAGGACAAUGAAGAGGAACGCCAUUUGAUGGGUAUUUAUCAAUUAACCCAAUUUUGGCAACGAUAUAAAUAUAUGCCGCCAGAAGAAAAGCGAUUCCAAUCGACUGGCAUGAAGAAAAAAGAUCAAAACCCUUUGAAUAUCUUAUAUCAAACAAGUGACCCGUCUGUUGUCGUUGCAACUGAACUUGACAGACUCUUGCUUGAAGAUCCAGGCCUCGAUAACCCGCCCGCACAGCUCCUCCCUGAGUCAGAGUUGCUUCAAAAGUCUUCCAUAUCACUAUCUUCCGUCGCUCAUGCAAUGCAGUCCGAAAAGGGGGUAAAGAUGAUGGACAGAAGAUGGCAUUGGCGACUCCAUUAUAACUGUUUUGUUGGAAUGGAGUUGACGACCUGGCUAAUAAAGAACUUCAGCGAUAUUGAUACUCGCGAGGAAGCUGUUCAAUUUGGAAAUGAGCUCAUGAAACAUGGCCUCUUCCAUCAUGUACAGCGGAGGCACAACUUUAGGGAUGGGAACUAUUUCUAUCAGAUAACCGAUGAACAUAGAAUGGCUAGACCUGAGUCUAAAGGCAGUUGGUUCCAGCCAUUCAAAGGUGAUAAAUCCACUCCCAGCACCCCGAUGGCUGUGGACGGGGCAAGAGACUCGCCUUCCAGUUUCCGUUCGAGAUCAGAAAAGAGCUCAGAUGAUGGCGGAGGCAGAAGCGAGCCUCUUCCACCACCACCAAGGUCUCUGGCACGAAGCAAGGUUGCUAUAUGGCUGGCAAAAAGCAUGAAAUACGACUUGGAUCCUCGCAAACGUUCAGAUCGCCCAGAGAUAAUCGACCUUCAUUAUGACAGGAUUCAUAACCCAGAAAACUGCUUCCACAUCGAGUUAAGCUGGAUGAAUGCGACACCCAAACUGGUUGAGGAUGCAGUCGUAUCAUGGGCUGGACUGGCUGAGAAGUAUGGGCUGAAGUUAGUCGAGCUGCCACUCUCCGAGGCAUCCUCGAUUGUCGAGUCGCAGGUCUUCAGACGUCCGUUCCCGAUCAAGCUUAAACAUCCGCCACCCGAGCCUCCAUCCGCGAACCACUUUACCUCCACAUCUUUCGCGUCUCAAAGUGCUCCAGACCGUCAUUUUUACCAAAAGGCCAUUCUGAAAAAGUUCGAUUUCAUUCUUGAUUUCGAGCCUUUUAGCGCGUUCCCAACAGACGUCGAGGUAUCUUAUUCGUGGGGUAAACCUGACUAUAGACUUCCACAAUAUGUUCACAGAUCGGGAGCAGUCCUCGCCCAGAUCACAGAUGAAGGAGACUUUUUACUCUUGACCAAUCGUCUAUUCAACACCUACCACCCUUCGGUCGUGAUAAAAGAAUCCAAUAAAUUUGAGCGGGGCGAAUACUUCCGGCCGCGUGCAUCCACCAUUGUUGACUCUACGCUUUAUGAUCGUGGCUCUCCGCACCUAUCGCCAGUUGUGCGCAGCUCUGGAAUCAACGGCUUCUCACCUGCUGUCACACCCCAAUCUCAACAACCUGAACAGGUCAAUGUGUAUCAGGCAGCAGUUGAUAUGAAGGAUAAAUUACAGGCAUUCUGCGAUGACAAGGAGAAGCUUGAUGCAUUCUAUGCUAAUGCCGCAGCACAGGGGAGGCCAAUUUCUACAAAGGCUAGUCCUACAAACACGAUGACUUCUGAGUCGUUGAUUCCGUCACUGGUGCUGCCCGAUAGUGUGGUACGCCAUUCAACUUCAAGCUCGGCAGGGAAAGUGCCUCAAAGGUCUGCAUCCAUAGAUUCAGUUGUGGUGCAACACACGACCCGAUAUAGUCCAGCGUAUGACCCUUCGAGAACUCCCCAACUUUAA